Messenger RNA from Chelonus insularis, 1007 nucleotides. It is a transcript of the gene Max, whose product is annotated as MYC associated factor X. The record is from RefSeq and is a predicted model, not a curated record. Gene Ontology annotation, biological process: positive regulation of transcription by RNA polymerase II. Lineage: Eukaryota; Metazoa; Arthropoda; Insecta; Hymenoptera; Braconidae. The coding region runs from base 402 to 938 and encodes 178 amino acids. The transcript is spliced from 5 exons. Gene Ontology annotation, molecular function: protein dimerization activity; DNA-binding transcription factor activity. Gene Ontology annotation, cellular component: RNA polymerase II transcription regulator complex.
AUUACGCAAAUGCUUCAAAAGCGUUUGUAUUUGUAUUGUUGGUGUGAGUUAUUUUCACAUGUGACUGUUUGCUUGUACACACUAUACAUACGUUUCGUGAUGCAUAUCACGAAAAUAUUGGUGGUUUGUAAUAAAUACAUAUGAAUUGUAUAUGUUUUCAUCAGUUUCCAUUAUUAAUCUGACAUAUUUACCAAUUUUGAAUACUUAUUUUACAUUCAGUUGUUCUUGUAUAUAUGAAGAUAAACAUAAUAAAUUGAGUAUUUGAUUUAUUGUGAAUAUUAGUGACAAUGAUACUUCGAAGGACAAUAAAAAGAGACUUUUCAAUAUUGGGAAAAACAACCGUUCAUUAACUUUUCAAUUAAAUUAAAACAGUUUUUAACAAAGAAUCAAAAGUUGAUACAAUGAGUGAUGAUGAUAGAGAUAUUGAUAUCGAAAGUGAUGAAGGCGACGAUUCAGACUCUAGACAAAGACCAACGAAUAAUACUCAAUAUUAUUCUCAGGGUGUACAUCUUUCACAGGCAGAAAAACGCGCCCAUCACAAUGCACUCGAAAGAAAGCGCCGUGAUCACAUAAAGGAUAGUUUUUCGAGUCUACGCGACACAGUACCUGCUUUACAAGGAGAAAAAGUUGCGAGCAGAGCACAAAUUUUAAAGAAAGCUGCCGAGUAUAUUCAGUUUAUGAGACGUAAAAAUGCUUCACAUCAACAAGACAUUGAAGACCUCAAACGACAAAAUAGUUUAUUAGAAUCACAAAUUCGAACAUUGGAAAAAGCUAAAAUAACUGGAAAUUUUGCAGCAGAAUCGUGCGAAGUAUCAAAAGCAGAAUCUGUUAAUAUUGGUAAUUAUAAUGAUUCAGAAUCAGAAUCUUCAGAUAGUGAAGCUAGCAGAGCUGUACGUCAUCCAAAAAAAUUAAAAAUUGCUGCUAAUCUUCAUCAUUGAUUUUCGAUAAAGUUACUCUUAUAAAAAUUAUUUUGUAUUAAUUAAUAAUAUAGAAAUUACUAUCAAUCA